Betta splendens (Siamese fighting fish) is the source of this 2472-nucleotide messenger RNA. RefSeq lists its product as uncharacterized. Gene Ontology annotation, cellular component: RNA polymerase III complex. Bases 719 to 1873 code for a protein of 384 amino acids. NCBI's taxonomy places the organism in Eukaryota, Metazoa, Chordata, Actinopteri, Anabantiformes, Osphronemidae. The record is from RefSeq and is a predicted model, not a curated record. Gene Ontology annotation, molecular function: DNA binding. The transcript is spliced from 9 exons. Gene Ontology annotation, biological process: transcription by RNA polymerase III.
GUCUGAGGCGUCUUUGCCCUUCGUUUCUGUUACGUCGGCAACGUCUGGAAAGAAACACCUUCUGGAGGGAUUCUUUGGCGCAGAAUAAAAAGAUGUAGGAGGACACGGACUCGCACGGGACCAUGGAAUUAUGGAUGACGCGAGUGUGAUGGAGCGGGGAAGUGUCAGGCAGCAGCGCAACAGCGCCCUCUAGAGGCCGUGUCCAUACAACAACAAUAGCGGCGCGGUGCGGAAGAAGACGCGCCAGUUCAACUGCGCACCUGAAACAGGCGGUAAAAGGAACCUACUGGACCCUGAAACGUCUGAAUGGGUGCAUGCGUUGUGCAAACAAGGAGGAACCGCCACUGUGCUGCGACCAAGACGAAGAAACAAACCGAUCACUAUUGAGGUUCCCUUUAUGCUGUGCUGCUUUCUAAACGGCGCAACUGGGUUUAUAUGGCGAGUAGUCGCAACAUGGACAGUAACAAUGUGAAGUGGUCAGCUGUUCAUGAACCUGUGCUCGCCUCAGACUGUCAUCCGUGGGCGUUUAAGUGAGGGAGCGGUCCUUUGAGCUGGACACAAAGAAAGAAGCGGACCAGCGCAAAACCGGAAUUGGAAACGCUUUGCUUUCAAAAUAAAAGCGCACGAUGAGCGCAAACCGUGACGCGAUCGUGUUGCGGGCGCAGUAGAGAAGCAGGUGGUAGCGGCCGGUGGUGGACGGAGGCCCUGACAGCGCAGAAUGACAGACGCUGGCGACGCAGCGGCGGCUCCCGGCUCGUUCCGCCAAAGCAGCGGGGCCGCGUCGAGUUUGACUGCGGGCGUAGCACUUCCGGGCCGCGUCAGGGGAUUGCCUUCCCCAGCCCCAUCCGGAAGACUGACGUCACUCAGGACCAGAGACCUGACACUGGGAGGAGCCUUCAAAAAGCCGAAGAAAACAUUUGAGCCAAAUGUCCAUGCUGUGAGGAAGAGCAAAGAUGAGUUAAAGGAGGAGAUCCACGUGGCUCCCAAAAAGGAGAGAAGGGCGAGAGAGGAGAGGAGGAGGGAGAACAGAGGGAGGAGGAAAGCGAGGCCUCAGACCAUUCAGUCCCACUCCAUCUUUGAGCAGGGCCCUGCCGACACGGCGCACAGAACAGGCUGGCGUGGUGCUGCAGACCUCCACGACGCCGCCGCCUCGUCUUCGUGUAGGCUGGUGAAGAAGGAGAGGAAACGCUCAGAGGAGGAUGAAGAUGAAAUACUCACGAAACUACAGAGGGAUGACUUCAUAGAUGAUCCGGGUCUGAGGAACGAUGCCAAGCUGAAACCCAUCCAGCUGCCUCUGUGUCAGUCUCACAGCUUCAGCAAGACUCUGAUCCCGACAUGUCCAGAGAAUCCAGCAGGCCGCGGCAGCAGCAGCGCGGGGCCGUCCAAACCGGAGCAGCCGUACCUGGCAGAGCUGCUGCAGCAGCUCCGGCUCUCCGGCGGAGAGGAGCUCUUCUUCAUGCAGCUGCCCGACUGCAUGCCGCUCAGAGCACAUGCGCCGGCCGGACACGCCGCCGCUGCAGAGAAACCCGCCAAGAAGGAAGCCAAGUCCGAGUACAAGAGGCCUGCAGGUCUGCAAACACAGCAGACUGCUGCGAAGGAGGACUCCCCUGUGCUCUCACAGUUCCCUGAUGGAUUUCUGGGUAAGAUGCAGAUUAGGAAGUCAGGAAAGAUGGAGCUGAAGCUGGGUGACAUCGUAAUGGACGUCUGUGAGGGAGCAGCGUUCUCCUUCCUCCAGCAACUGGUGUCUGUGCGUCUGUCUGACGGGCAGAAGGGAGACAUGAUGGUCCUGGGGAACGUCCACCACAAACUGGUCUUAUCUCCUGACUUCCAGGCUUUGCUGAGACAAGCUACAACGCAGCAGCAAGGACCCUGACAGUGUCGCAUGCACAUCAGCGCACAGCAGCUUAGAGCUUCCUAAGGCAGCUGGCUUUGUUGUUUAUAAUGUGAGAGCUUUGAAGGACUCACUGGAACGUGACCAAACUCUCAGGCUCAGACGGUUGGAGACUGGAUGUCCACCUUCAUAUCCACACCAGCAGACCAGCCAGACUGACUCAGAGCUCCAGACCUCCUCAGCACCAGCAAAAUACAGCGCAAGCUACAUGUUGAUCAAGGUCAGAGGUCACAGACAUUAGGCAUGUUUAAGACGAGCAGGUUCUGCUGAUUUGAUCACUGGUGUUAGUUUUCUAUCCAACUCUACUGUGACGUCGAUUUUAGAGGCAGGAGCUGCAGGUGCAGUUCACCCAGCGCAUAUUAAUAUUCAUUUUUAUAUUAACUAGAAAUCAGAUACUAAAAUUAUACUGGUUUGUUGAUGAGCCUAGACCUGGAAAAUACUCCUUAGUUUCUGUGAUGUUAAAUUCAGGUGCAGUAUUUAGAUCUUUAACUAAAACAGUCAAUAUAUAGUAUUGUAUGUUCUUAUUGUGAUUUCCAUGUGUUACAGUUUUAAGGAAGCAUUAAAAGUCAUUUUGUAGAAAA